This is a messenger RNA of Phialemonium atrogriseum, 1561 nucleotides long. RefSeq lists its product as uncharacterized. The transcript is spliced from 6 exons. Gene Ontology annotation, molecular function: tRNA dihydrouridine synthase activity; flavin adenine dinucleotide binding. Gene Ontology annotation, biological process: tRNA processing. The coding region runs from base 170 to 1366 and encodes 398 amino acids. Lineage: Eukaryota; Fungi; Ascomycota; Sordariomycetes; Cephalothecales; Cephalothecaceae. The record is from RefSeq and is a predicted model, not a curated record.
AAUACCAGGGAUGACCUGUCGCUGGCUUCAUUCCCGUGCUGCUGGCGGUGAGGUUUUCAAAUCAAUGGGCAUCCCGAUCUAGGUACCCAAGGGUCGAAAAGUUCAACUCAUAAGCUACCCAGCUAUCCAAGAAACAUAAAAUAAUCAGUUCAUCGGAAGACGACAUGUAAUGGAAUCCGAUAUUAUACACCCCCUGAAGGUCUUUGACCUGGCCAAGAGCCAGGGCAGGUUCCUAUAUGCCUGUGCCCCCAUGGUCCGAUACAGCAAGCUUGCAUUUCGUCAGACGGUGUACUCGUACGGCGUCGACCUCUGUUGGACGCCCAUGAUCCUCGCCAGAGAAUUCAACCGGAGCCAUUUUGCCCGAGAGAGCGAUUUCACAAUCUCAACCGCCGGCAACCAGCCGCCGACCAUCGUGCAGUUCGGAGCCAGCUCCGCGCAGGAGCUGUCUCGGGCGUCGUCCCUGGUCGCGCCGUACGUCGGCGGCGUCGACCUGAACUGCGGCUGCCCGCAGUCCUGGGCCUGCGCCGAGAGCCUGGGCGCCGCGCUCAUGGAGAAGCGCGAGCUCGUCCGCGACAUGGUGAUCGAGACGAGGCAGCGGCUAAGGCAGGACGGGUGGGGCGUCGGGAAGGAGAAGGAUAUGGAUAGCCCCACGGGCCGGAGCGUGAGCGUCAAGAUUCGUGUCCACCACGACCUGAGGAAGACGAUGGAUUUCAUAAACACGGUCCUUGGUCCAGAGCAUGACAGGCAUAUAGACUUCCUCACCAUCCAUCCGAGGACGAGGUCAACCCCCUCGACUCUGCCCAUCAACCUCGAGGCUCUCGAGAUAUUGACCUCAACCUUUGGUGAUAAGGUGCCCAUUCUCCUCUCGGGCGACGUCUUCGCCCUGAACGCGCUUCCCUUCUCGUCCCCCCUCCAUCCGACAGCAGCAACCACGCAGACUGCAAACAUCACCCCCGACGGCCCCAAUCAAGAGCCCCGGGACCCAGAAGCAGAGACAGGGACCAAGCUCAGGAACCUCCCCAAGCUAGCCGGGCUGAUGUCCGCCCGGGCCCUCCUAGCCAACCCGGCCCUGUUCGCAGGGCACGCAUCCUGCUCCUGGGAGGCGGUGGAGAUGUUCAUGGCCAACGUGGCGCGGAGCCCGCUGCCGCACAAGCUGGUCGUGCACCACCUGACCGAGAUGUGCGGGCCGGGCAUGGGCCCGGACAAGGGCGCCCUGCUGAGUAGGCGCGAGAGGGUGGCCAUGGGGGCGUGCACCAACAUGUGCGACCUGGUGGACUUCCUGGACGACAAGGUCGGCGUCAGGAACGGGGUUCGGGGGCUUAGGAGGGGCUUGAUUAAACCGAGCUUUUUGGACGGGCGCAUAUAGAUGCCGAAUGGGCUGGGGAUUGGUUAGAUCUCAUUAUUUUUUUUGUCCCGCCGUGAGAUAGAUAUCCAGCGUUGUCUUUUUAAGUCCUGUUAAACCUAGAACUAAAUCUCGGCAUCACAACUGCUCGCGCCAACGCCGCUCUGAUGCCGUGGUAGUGCCAUGAGGCCUACAAGUUACACAAAACCUCCGUGGUUC